Messenger RNA from Williopsis jadinii, 672 nucleotides. Its product is annotated as KRE1 domain-containing protein. Gene Ontology annotation, biological process: fungal-type cell wall organization. Bases 108 to 449 code for a protein of 113 amino acids. The transcript has a single exon. NCBI's taxonomy places the organism in Eukaryota, Fungi, Ascomycota, Saccharomycetes, Phaffomycetales, Wickerhamomycetaceae. The record is from RefSeq and is a predicted model, not a curated record.
UGCAAAUGUCUGAUGUAUAUAAAUUGAGCAGGAGAAGGCACAAGACUAAGCUUGUGUUAUUUCACCAAGUGCGCCAUAUCUACGUUUCUAUCCACUCAUUUUGAAGCAUGCUCAAGUGUUGGCUCUUCACAUUCUCUAUAUUAUUUGCACUCUCGUUUGCGCAGAGAGAAGUUACAAUAAUCACAGUCAUAACUUCCAUACAAGAUUCAACAACACAGAGAAUCACAACAGAUUCUGUUCUCACACAAUCUCCUACAUAUAUAUGGGCCACUGGCACUGAUGCAGCCGGCGUACUUCAGACGACACAGUCAGCAUAUUCCCAGCAGUUUACCAGAAGAUGGAGCACUGUGGCAUCGGUUCCAACUGGUACCAUCGGCCUUGGUACACUAGAAGGCACUAUCGGUACAGUUAGGACAUAUCCCAAGGUGACGGUGACAAGUAAUUUUUAAUCGAAUUAGAGAUGGUCGUUUUGUUGAAGUUUCCUGCCUGUAGUCCAAAAAAAACAACCGUUGAGGCAUCUAAGGCUUGGUGUCUGGAUGCAACGUGUACGCAUGAGCUGUAAACUGCACUACCGCAUUGAUUUGCAAUGAGGAUAACCAACUCCAGCUUUACUCCUUAUAAACCAGAUUGUAUUAAGGAGAAAGAAUAGAUGGAAGCCUCACAGAGUAAAAG